This is a messenger RNA of Saccharomycopsis crataegensis, 300 nucleotides long. RefSeq lists its product as uncharacterized. The coding region runs from base 1 to 300 and encodes 99 amino acids. The transcript has a single exon. Lineage: Eukaryota; Fungi; Ascomycota; Saccharomycetes; Ascoideales; Saccharomycopsidaceae. The record is from RefSeq and is a predicted model, not a curated record.
AUGGAAAAAGAAGCCAAAAGAACUCUAAAUCUUGGCAAAAGAAAAAUUGCGACCAAUCAAAUUGAAGAAGGAGACUACGUAGGAUAUAGUGGGGUUAUUAGUGAUGGGGAAAGUUUUGGGGCGGAUGACAAUUGCGCUCAGAAUGUCGCUGAUUUCAAGAAGGCAGUGUACGAUCUCCAUUUACGUUUCACCACAAAGCCCUUUGGUGCAAAUGAAGAUUUUGAGAUCAAUAAAGAGAUGAGCUUUGAAAAAAUAUAUCAGCUACUUUUUGGUAUGGAACAAGAUGAAGGAGAGAGAUAG